UUCAUAGAUUAGUCUUACUCUUUGUCGUUUCGUAUCAAUAAAAAGUAAUUGAGUUUAAAGAAAGCACAUUGGAACAUCUGACUUAUGGAGCAUCAAACAGUCGGAGGAAGUGUAUGAUCUGUCAUUGAUUCAAAGUAUGUCUGUGUGGUAUUUGAUGAAUAGGUUAGAAUCUGGAAAAUCUCGACGUUAUCCAUGCGCGGAAUCUCUACGUCGAUAAGGCUCGAUGGCGUUGGUAGUAGAGUUACCAUUACUUACUCAUCAGAGCACUCGUUAAUUCUUCAGUUGAGGAAAUUUUAGGUGCAGUUUGCCAGUAGUCUGAUCAAGACGUCAGUAGACACUUCACGCAAACUGAUACUUUGUAAACACUUAUAAAAAAGAUCCGGGAGGAUGCCAUCGUGUUUAUCUUGUCUAACGCCGCGUGGAGCGCGUCAGCGGUCUACGAAAUCGGAUAGUUCAGAUCAGGAAAAUGGAUCUCAGAGCAAAAUUCUUCGGCGUCCACAUCCUCCGUUUAACUUUCCUCCGCCAAACGCCAGUCUUGGUGAUUACAUUCUGAAGAAGCUAUCCACCAUGCCCGAUUUUGUUGCUCAGGUGGAUUCGACUACUGAACGUGAAGACACCUAUGGGCAAAUGAAAGAUCGCAGUAUACGAACAGCUCUAUGGCUUAGAAAUCAUGGGAUAAGCCCAGGCGACGUCGUGGUCGUCUGUUCGCACAAUCACUGCGAUUCCGUCAUCCCGGUCUACGCAGCUUUGUACUGUGCUGCGACAAUGAUGCCUUGGGAUCCAAUACUGAACACAAAGGACCUGAAAUAUUUGAUAUCGUUAUGCCCGCCAACAUUUAUUUUCUGUGAUAUGGAAUCGGUGUGUACCAUUCGCGUUGUAUUGCGUGAGUCGAAAUGUAAUGCAAAGGUCAUAGUUUUUGGUGAACACCACGAUUGCAUUUCUUAUGAGAAAGAGGUACUCAAGACGGAGCUCACAAAGGACUUUAAAUGCACACAAUUUGAUGAUGUUGAACAAGUUGCCGUGAUCGUUUGCAGCAGCGGAAGUGUAGGUAUGCCAAAGGCCGUCGAGCAUACCCAUAGAAACCUCUUGGUGCAACUUAGUGUCGUGUCGUAUUUAAAUAUUGAUAGAAAGACCACUAUGGUAUUAUCUUCCCUUUACUGGAUCUCCGGGACAGUCGCAACAUUCGUUAGUCUCGCGUGCAACCUAAAGUGCAUUAUUGUACCAACUUUUGAGGAACAGACUGCUUGCAAACUAGUCGAAAAAUACAGCGUGAAUUGGAUUCUUAUGGGCACAAGCGUCCUGCUUCGAUUAAUUCAUUCAGGCUAUCUUGAGAAAUAUGACAUGUCUAGUGUAGAAAAGAUAUCUGCAGCUGGCGGUGUUGUUUCCUCCGAAGCGUUCGGUCUCUUGAAAAAAGCAAUGCCUCGUGUUCAAAUCAUCCUCGGCUAUGGUAUGACAGAGUUAUGUGGAGUAGCGACGAUUCAGGACCCUACCUCGAAGCCUGGUUCUUGCGGUAAACUGAUCAUAGGCAUAGCACUCAAAGUGAUUGACCUUGAACGCGGGGAGAUCCUUGGUCCAGGCGAAAUUGGUGAACUCUGUUGGCAAAGUCCUUGCAUUAUGAAAGGAUACCGCAACAAUCCCGAGGAGACUUUGAAUGCCAUUGAUUCUGAGAACUGGUUGCAUUCUGGAGAUAUCGGUUAUUACGAUAGCGACGGUGAUAUUUUUAUCGUCGAUAGGUUGCGUGAGAUGAUAAAGUAUCGAGGUAAUCAAAUUGCACCAGCAGAAAUUGAAAAUAUCAUCCGUAGACAUCCGGGUGUAAAAGAUUGCGUAGUCGUCGGAAAACCUCACAAGGUUGAUGGAGAACAUCCGGUUGCCUUUAUUGUGCGAAGAGAAGGUAUCCAAGUAACGGAAAAAGAAAUAAUUGAUUUAGUUGCUGCUGAAGUCAUUGAGAGAAAGCAACUGAGAGGGGGAGUGAGAUUCCUUGACGAGUUUCCAUUGACUCCUACUGGGAAGCCAAAACGUCUUGCUCUAAGAGAAAUUCUCAGAAAUGAAAAUAAGUAGAAAAAGAAUCGUUUAAACAAUUAUCUGAUGAGUUAAUUAAUUUUUAACUAUUAGAAUGAAAUAGAGCUACGAUUAUUUCCAAGAAGAUAGAAGGUUUGGUUCACGUUCGCUGGGCGGGGGGAGGUUAUGAUUAUAUUUUGGUCACAAUCGCAGUUGCAACUUUACUUGCUUCCUGGCUAGCCAAAAUACAACUGAUGUAAAAGCAAAGACUUACUAUAUAUCUGUAAAGAAUAGAGAGGUAGAAGUAUAUGACUUGCGUUUGCGACGUAAACCGAGCAAGGACGACCGUAAACACGGGAUUUUUUAACAGUAAACCUACCGACAAUUUUUCCUAAUCGUAUUUUUGGCUUCAAAAGGAUCAAAUGACGCGUUGAUCGUAGGUUUAGCGUUAAUAAGGUCAAUCUAUUAAACUCAAGCAUGGUGCCAUCCCGUGUCAAUUAUCUUACAAUCAUAAUGAGAGAAAUUGUGCAAUCGAGAAUCCAUUUUUCAUGCUAUCAUCGUUCAAUGACCUAUCAUACGUCCAAUUAAACAUUAAAUAAAAAACGUAAUAAAGAAAAAAGUCCUUUCAGCA
Cephus cinctus (wheat stem sawfly) is the source of this 2629-nucleotide messenger RNA. RefSeq names its product luciferin 4-monooxygenase. Gene Ontology annotation, molecular function: long-chain fatty acid-CoA ligase activity. Bases 388 to 2058 code for a protein of 556 amino acids. Gene Ontology annotation, biological process: fatty-acyl-CoA biosynthetic process; long-chain fatty acid metabolic process. The transcript is spliced from 3 exons. NCBI's taxonomy places the organism in Eukaryota, Metazoa, Arthropoda, Insecta, Hymenoptera, Cephidae. The record is from RefSeq and is a predicted model, not a curated record.